Messenger RNA from Chelmon rostratus (copperband butterflyfish), 3483 nucleotides. It is a transcript of the gene gipc2, whose product is annotated as GIPC PDZ domain containing family, member 2. Lineage: Eukaryota; Metazoa; Chordata; Actinopteri; Chaetodontiformes; Chaetodontidae. The transcript is spliced from 6 exons. Gene Ontology annotation, molecular function: protein binding. Bases 346 to 1335 code for a protein of 329 amino acids. The record is from RefSeq and is a predicted model, not a curated record.
ACACGCUGAGAGACAAACAGAGCAGCUAUUGUUAGCUGCGGCGCAGCCUGCAGGUUGUGUCAGAGUUUAUCCCACGCUCACCACCUACCUGUUGAAUAUUCACACCAUUAAUUUAAAAGCGAGGGUCGACUCACUCAAGAACGAAGUCAAAUCUGAGGCGAGGAAAGGAAAAGUGUUCGCGGAAGGAAGGAAGGAACUGAGGAAAGCUUGGAGGAAAGAAGGAAGUAAAUAAGGACAACACGACCGUUGGGCUUGGAACUCAACAGGUUAGCUACUUCAAUGUUAUAGCAGCGGCUCGGACUUUUUAAAUUUCCCACGUCGAAAAACACACGAAGACAACGAAAAAUGCCGUUGGGACCGUGGAGGAAGAAAAACAAAUCGACGAAGGAGCAGUUGGUGGAAAACGAGGAGGUCAGCGGCGGACACGCAGGUGCCGGGAGCUUGAGUAAAUCCGCCGUGAACGGAGCGGGGCUCCCGCCUCCACCUGCCAACCUGCGGCCCAAGCUGGUCUUCCACACGCAACUGGCGCACGGAAGCCCCACCGGCAGGAUCGAGGGAUUUACCAACGUGAAGGAGCUGUACGCGAAAAUAGCAGAGGCGUUUAAUAUAAGCCCACCUGAGAUCCUGUUCUGCACCCUCAACACCCACAAGAUUGACAUGGAGAAGCUGCUGGGGGGCCAGAUCGGCCUUGAGGAUUUUAUCUUCGCCCACAUUAAAGGGAUCAAGAAGGAGGUGGAGGUUUAUAAAUCUGAGGAUGCUCUGGGCCUCACCAUCACCGACAACGGUGCAGGAUACGCUUUCAUAAAGCGCAUCAAAGAGGGCAGCGUCGUGGACGGGGUGAAGGUGAUCUGUGUGGGCGACCACGUGGAGUGCAUCAACGGACGGAACAUCGUCGGGACGCGGCAUUACGAGGUCGCCCGCAUGCUUAAAGAGCUGCCCAAAGACAAGUCCUUCACCCUCAAACUGGUCGAGCCGAUGAAGGCCUUCGAAAUGCUUGAGCCCAGGUCAAAGGGUGCCAAACCUGCCAGUGACAACAAGAUCGGCACAGGGAGGGGGACUCUGAGACUUCGAUCCAAGGGCCCAGCCACUGUAGAGGAGGAGCCGACAGAGUUUGAGGAGAAGGCGGUAAAGAAAGUGGACGACCUCCUGGAGAGCUACAUGGGCAUCAGAGACACUGAACUUGCCGCUACGAUGGUCGAGGUCGGCCGCGACAAGAAGAACCCGGACGAAUUCGCCAUGGCGUUGGAUGAAACCCUCGGAGACUUCGCCUUCCCCGACGAGUUUGUCUUUGACGUCUGGGGGGCCAUCGGAGACGCCAAGCAGGGACGAUUUUAAGUUUGCUCCUGCCUCCCCGAAACACACACACACACACACACACACACACACACACACACACACACACACACACACACACACACUCUCCCUCCUUCCCCCAACUCACCUCAUAAUAUCCUCAGAAGCAAACUGGACUAACUUCCAACUCGCACAAACGGGGGGCGGGUGAAGUGUUCUUAGGUGUAGCUUUGCACUCGGAUGGAGCGUCUAAAAGCGUCGACUUUACAGAAGGAAUCUAACAUGUCAGCAUUUCAGUGUAAUCUCGGAAAGCUAUCCAUGAAAUGUGGAAAGCAGUUUCCAACGCUGGACCUGCCUCCUGCACACUGAGGAGUCAGUGAUUAAUUCCAGAUGUUGUGUAAACCUUUAGUGGACCCCCUUUGAGACACGAUCGCAUCCUGAAAGCUCAUGAUGCUGUUCUCCUGUCAGGGCAGCAAACCGAGUCAACAGUGGUCUAUUACACUGGUCAUGAAAUGGUAUGUGCACACCUUACAUUUUAAAGCAAUCACUCAGUUUUAAUCACACCUUGUAGCUGUGUCUUUUUGAAUAUACAGACGUAUCACACAGCUUUUUUUAUAUGUGAAAGUGUUGCUGAUUUUACAGCAGCAGCAGCAUUGUGUAAUUAGUGUAAUUAUAGCGAUUGUAGCAAUAUUUCUCUCUCGAACUACCUUUUUAUUUCCCUCCUGUCUUUUAAAAUCUUUGAAAUGACCUCACAGUGGAGCUUUUGGCCACGUUCACGCCACUAAUGUCCGUUUACUUUGUGAUUUUCUUGAAAUUCUUCUUCGUGCCCUUCCACGUCUGACCUUGAGCCUUUCAUCCAGCCGUGAGAGACGGAGCAAUACAGAGUUUCAUCUUUAAAUGCCUUUAGCUCGACAUUCCACCAACAUUCCUUAUGUUUCUCAUGUUGUUGUAGUCUGUUAGCACUGCUGACGUGUCGUGAAAUGAGGCUUAUUCAGAAAUGCACGCUUAUUUUUUUUCCUGUAAUUUAUUUUACCAUGAAAAAUCAAAUGCUGUCAGACAUUUUUUUCUCUGAGACGAGGCUCAGCGUGAAAGAACCGUCUUUCCUAAAUAAGCCAUUUUGAAGUGGGAUCAAUUGCAAUUCAACGUCUUCACUAAAUGAACUGGCAUUCAUGUAACUGCACUAUUUAAAUCACUGUCAAACUGAAUUUAAAUAGUGACUUGAUUAGUGUCAUCUACUGAUGUCAGCUGUUGGCAGCAGUUGCACGUUGUUUGACAAACCAUAAGGGAUUGUUAUUGUUGGAUAGACAAUAAAUUUGAUGUACUGUUUACAGCUGUGUCACGAAUACAUCCGGCUCACAACGAAACAACGUGAAAUGAACACAAACGACUCAGUACGACAAAACUGUAUUUGCACACUUGGCCGUGUACGUGUAUAAAAUACAUCAAGACACUUAACCAACGAUUUCAUCCCUCAUUUAGUCUCACAAGGCUGGUUUGGGGGAAAAAAAAACAAAAACAAACGUGUGGUGUCACUUCACAAGCAGCAAAACAAACUCAGAACAGGAAAAAACAUACAUGUAGAUAUAGCGAUUACAGUAAGUUUACAUAAAUUGGCAGGAUUAAAUGAAUAAUAUAAUGAAGACUGGACAAUAAAAAUCAGAAGUUGUAGCGCAUGGUGAAUAUUGUCACAGAUAUAAUGAACAUACUGUAGAGGAUCUUUGGAAGCACGUUACAGAAGGUGUUAAAAUGAUCUAUCUUGACUAAUAUGAAGAACUGUGUCAUUGCUGCUGGGGGGAAAACAUAACUCUGCUGGUUAAAAUGAAUUUCGGUCGUGUGCAGCGUGACUGUAGCUUUCACGGUCGUGUCCUGACAAACCAAAUGAGGCAAGUUAGCUGAGAAACUUGGCAAAUUCCAGAUGUGAAGUUUCCAUCCAAGAACAGCGAGAGUGAGAGGUGAUGAGUUAACUUGACUAGCUUGAGUUGGUAAUAUCCUCUACAGACAGUACGUACAGUUUAUGGCAUUUAAUUAACAGAUUACAAAUGUACACGGUUUAAAACAAUGACAGGAAGAUGAGCCGUCGUGUUGGAGGACGAGAAGAAAAUACUCAAGCACCUUUUUAAUGGUUGGCUUGGUCUGGUCGGUGAGAUGGAGCCCCGCUGUCUAAAGUGUGAGUAGAAAUAGUGAGCGGGG